Paramacrobiotus metropolitanus is the source of this 3436-nucleotide messenger RNA. RefSeq names its product probable dual specificity protein kinase madd-3. Gene Ontology annotation, molecular function: ATP binding; protein kinase activity. Lineage: Eukaryota; Metazoa; Tardigrada; Eutardigrada; Parachela; Macrobiotidae. Bases 342 to 3104 code for a protein of 920 amino acids. The transcript has 7 exons. Gene Ontology annotation, biological process: protein phosphorylation. Gene Ontology annotation, cellular component: nucleus. The record is from RefSeq and is a predicted model, not a curated record.
UGCCAGACUGUCAGGUUCCGAACUCCUGCAGGUUGCACUUGUGACUUGUCUUGUCACUUGUCUUCUGAGCCUUUUGUGCUUUUCAUUUGCAAAUCCAGGAAGCUGCGAUUUCGGAUUCUUUUGUAAUUUUGUUCCUGUAACAGCAUGUAUAAUUGAGUUGUUUUAAAUUAGGUUUUUCAGUGAUUUUGUGCAGUUGUUUGUGGGUUUCUGGUUUGAGCAGGAGGGUUAACAGUCCGGGUUUCAUGUUGGACAGACGCGAGUGAUUCUGGUGCCAGCUGUUCCGUGUUCGUUGAUGUUUUUGUUGACUUCUUUCGUAUUCAUUAACGCCUUACAACGGAAUAAUGCCUAGGCGAUAUCCAACUCGUGCCAUUACCCUCGCGCCAACAGUCAUGCAAGAACAGGCCGUAGACCACGUUACUUUGGAAAGAGCAGCCAUGCAAGAAGGGACGAAAGCCACAUCGCGUCCCAAAAGCCAACGUUCUACGGUGUCCGAUAAAAGCGGGCCCUCGGUUGGUUCAUCCACGGAGAAUUACCCGUUAGCAGCCACAAAGAAGCGAACGAAAGCGGUUCCUGGUAGAGCGACAACGGUCGUGGCCGCAGCGUCGUCUGCCCAACCGGGUAUCACGAAGGUAGUUAUUCCAGUCAAGGUUUUCCCGUCGUUAACUGUUGAGCGGAAUCCGUUACACAGUGCUGCGGAGCAGCUCACCAGAGAUGCGCCCGAUGAUUCCAGUGUGGUUGUACAGGAUCCAUCGCAGAUACCAGUCCGCCGAGGCACGCGUAUGCGUGCACAGACAGUAUUUUAUGGUUUCGAAGAUGCCGCGAUACCGCAUUAUGGUAGUCAGAAGAAUCGGCCUAACCUCAAGCGACAACAGAACGUUGGUGCACCAGUACUAUCUGCAGGAAAGCGGACCACGGCAAAAAGUCGCACUGGAGCCGUAGUGGAGUUGGAUGAUGCUGUCGUGCCCUCGAGUAACUUAAAAUGUACUGCUCCGAGAACGACUGGGACUGUGGAUGACGUUGGACUGAAAUCAUCAAAAGAGAAGUCAACGGCAAGAAAAGAUUUUAAACGACGGAUGAAGGCAGCUAAGUCCCGCGCGCACACGGUGACGGCAAGCAAAGUUGAUAUUGAAUCGGACGACGAGAUUUUGGCUCAUCAUGCAAGAGUUGCACCGAAUGCGACAGCGUACUUACCAAAUCAGCUGCAGAAGGAAAUACCCGUUAUAACUUUGGAAGAUGAGCCGAAUGAAACCACGGAUGUUGCGAAAAAAUUAGCGAGCGCCAGGCAAAAGCUCCCGACACAGGCGCUCCAGGUGGUAGUGCGGGAUACUGCAAUGUCUCGUACAAAACGACGGAAGCCGUCAGGUGAUGUGACCGAAAUAACUUCACCGACUUCGAAGAAGGGCAGACAUUUUGUUUCUCCGGUCAUCGCGGUUACGGUAAAUACCCCGCGUGCCACUACCAACGCUAGAAAUGCAGCAAAAGGUAGAAAAGAACGGCAGCGUGCGAUUACACUUGCCUGUGUACCGGACGAGCAUCUCAAAUCAGGUAAACCAUCACGAAAGUCAAAGAGAGGUGAACCAUCGAAGAACCUCGUGGGACAGAAGCCGGAUUUCCAGCAACCGAUGAACAAAAAGCGGACAGAAGUCACUCGCCGGAAUAAAGGUGCAGUGCAGACCGGUGUGGAAAAAGAACGGUUCGCUGAAGGAGAGAGCACUGGCAUAGCUGCCAGAAUUAAGCUGCGCCAGCGAUAUGUGCCAGAUUUCGCAGCUUUUUCGAAGAACAUCGGUGCGAUUCCAAGGCAAGUGAAACGACCAGUGCGAAGAAAGGUGACACGGAAGCUGGAUGCGGGAUCGUUUGUUACUCACAAACCAACCCGAACAGCGCCCGUCAUGCGUCUCACGAUACAACGAAAGCCGGUGGAGAUCAACAGCAGGCAAAAGAAACCUCGUAGCAGUGUGGAAAUUGCACCCAAACUCAUGCGGUUAAGCAUGGAAGGCAGCGGGGGAAUUCAACGUGACUCCUUCGGCUUUCUUAAGUGCAGUGUGAACCACGUUAUCAAGAAAAAGUAUCUCAUUCUCGAAACUCUUGGUACGGGUACGUUUGGCAGCGUGAUGAAGGUACGGGAUGUUUUUUCUGGUCAGCGCGAUGCAUCCCCUCUGGCACUUAAGAUUGUCCGCCAGGAUUUCCAUGAAGCUGCCAUCGAAGAAGUUGAGAUGCUGCAGCAUGUGGGUAGCCUACAGGGAAAGGGAAAGGAUUUAUUUGUCCGCCUCUUCGAUAACUUCGAUUACCAUGGCCAUAUAUGUAUGGUUUUUGAAGUUCUGGGAAAGAGUGUAUAUUCUGUUCUGGAGGAAAACAAAUACCAUCCAUACAAGUUGAAUCAGGUGCGGAAUAUCUCAUACCAGCUGUGUGCAGCUGUGGCCUUUCUACACAGCAGGAAGAUCGUGCAUACGGACCUGAAGCCGGAAAAUUUGCUGUUCUGCGAUUCGACGCAAGCCCAUUCUAUGGAGGACUACUUUGUGGAACGUGAUGGACUCACCCAGCUCAAAGUGAUGCGAGAUACUCGGAUUAAGCUCAUCGACUUUGGUGCUGCCGUUACGAUCAACAACGGCAAAGAACACAGAGGAAUCGUCACUACACGGCAUUAUCGCCCACCAGAAGUUGUUCUGGGCAAAAAAUGGGUGUAUCCGCUGGAUGUGUGGAGCACUGGUUGUAUAAUGUUCGAGUUAUACACUGGUGCUCCGUUAUGCUCCACUGAAGAUGAUGCAGAGCAUCUGGCAAUUAUGGAAAGAGCAUUGGGCCCGUUGCCUAAAUCCCUGACUGCAAACUCAAAAUUGUAUUCGUCCGGAAAACUCAAAUGGAAUCCCAGUAAAGAAAGCGAGGGAUACAAAUACGUAAAAAACAAUUGCAGGCCGUUAAAUGACCAUGUGCGCGAUGAGGACAAGAGUGAUAGAGAUGUGUGGAGUCUGUUUUAUUUGAUCGAGAGGAUGCUGAAAUAUGUACCGUAUGAACGCGUUGAGGCGUCCAUUGCAGCCGGCGAUAGUUUUUUCGAAGCAGUUGAUCCGGAUAUCAGACAUUGGUGCAACAUUCAGCAUUUUGACAUUUGAUUACUUAACUUUGGUAUGGUUUUAUUUACGGAUACCAGAUGUCCAUAAUCGGCGGUGUAAAAAGUUUUAUUGAUGCAUUCAGAUUACUCGUAAUGAGGAUUUCGCUUAGUUUUUCUCAUAAUAAGGUCUGGACAGGUGAUGUUUUAUCUUGUUAAAAGUCAAAGAAUUGUGUUCCGCUUGGCGUUUUUGUUGACAUGGAUUAGUCAAAUGCACAGUUUACGGAUUUUUUUAUGAAGAAUCCUUUAUGGUUGAUUUUCGCAAUCAAUGUAUGAAAUCUCUGUAUUGAGCGUGUGCGAAUGAAAUGAUGACUGAAUACUGAAUAAAGUUACACU